Messenger RNA from Penicillium alfredii, 459 nucleotides. Its product is annotated as RNA-binding protein. The record is from RefSeq and is a predicted model, not a curated record. The transcript has 2 exons. Bases 1 to 459 code for a protein of 152 amino acids. Gene Ontology annotation, molecular function: RNA binding. Lineage: Eukaryota; Fungi; Ascomycota; Eurotiomycetes; Eurotiales; Aspergillaceae.
AUGAGCGAAACCACACGGCUCAAGAGCACGGUGUACGUGGGCGGUCUCGACCAGGCAGUGUCAGCACACACAUUGGCCGAAGCAUUUGUGCCCUUUGGCGAGGUGGUCGAUAUCUCACUGCCCAAGCCCGACAUCCCCAACUCCACCGACACCCAUCGCGGAUUCGGAUAUGUGGAGUUUGAUCUCCCCCAAGACGCCAAAGAGGCGAUCGAUAAUAUGGACGGCAGCGAGCUCUACGGGCGAACCAUUAAAGUUGCCGCAGCAAAGCCCCAGAAGGACGCCAACGAGGGACUGGGCAGCAAGACGGCCAUCUGGGAACAGGAGGGCUACCUGGCCAAAUAUGCCGUCAGCGAGGAGGACCGGCAGGCAGCCGAAGAGGCCCAGGCUGCAAGCAGCCGGCCCCAAGACCCGAUGCAGGGUUUGGAGCAACUGGACGUUGCCGGGCCCAAGCCCGAGUGA